AUGCCCGACUCGACCUCGGUACCGUGGCCAUCUCUGUACAACUGGGUUAUCGAGGUAUACCCCAUCCAAGGUAAAGCAGCUGUGCAACCUGGAGGUGUCUACCUGUAUGACUCUCACGAAAUAUUCCGGUUCACUCUCUACUGGACGCUUGUCUUCUACGUACCAGCCUAUGUUCUCUGCGCUAUAUACGCGUUCCUCAACGUUACCUUUCCCCCACGGCCCGCGACGCACACACGUCCUCGUUAUAGGCUGUCAUCUUCAUUUGCGUUCUCUCCCUACUUUAGGGUUCCACCCGCUGCAGCGGCCGACAUCCCCUUGAUGGCGCCCGGGCAACAUUCAUCUCCUAAUCCCGGAACUGAUCCUACGCUCGCGCUCGUGUAUCAGUAUCGUGCGCUGUGGAAGCCGAACGAGACACGCUCGCGUGUUACCCUCGCACUGCUAGUCUUCUUGGCGUUUGUCGUGUUCUCUGUUGCCGGUGCUGUUGUUGGCUCAGCAGUGAUCGGCUAUGUCCUUGCUGGCUUGUUCAAAGCUGGCGACUUCAAUAUGUCGACAUGGAUACCAUUUCUUGGAGGAUUACUGCAGUCGCUUGUUGGUCUUCUAGGCUUAUGGCCUUCGGUCGUUGAUAUAAUAUAA
Messenger RNA from Postia placenta MAD-698-R-SB12, 633 nucleotides. RefSeq lists its product as hypothetical. The record is from RefSeq and is a predicted model, not a curated record. Lineage: Eukaryota; Fungi; Basidiomycota; Agaricomycetes; Polyporales; Adustoporiaceae. Bases 1 to 633 code for a protein of 210 amino acids. The transcript is spliced from 4 exons.